GGUCCUUUUACAGUUUCACUUCAUUUAUUUAGUUAUUCACAUCCUGGGCGUCUCCUGGGUGCUGCAGUGUCAUGAGCGGUAAAAGUCAUUGCAGUGUAUAAACCUAGAAGCGAAAAACAAUGUAUAAAGGAUGUUCAUGAGAAGCGAAUAAAGGUCCUGGGAUGAGCAAGAAGAUAUAGAUUAGGGUUUGAUUAAUAAAUUUUUUUUUUAAUAUAUAUAUUUAGAUCAAAAUUAUCCAGACUCUGUAAUGGAUAGGUUUGGGACACUCCAACUCUUCACUGCAGUUUCUCUGUUAGGCCAUGUGUGUCAUUGCUGGCAAGCCAGUGUACCCAAAACAGUCACAGCCAUCAGGGACAGCUGUGUGUUAGUGCCAUGCAGCACGAUCCCGUACAGUAAAGUCAACUGGUAUAAGUAUAAAACCUUUAGCUCCCCAGUUGUGUACUCCAAUGUCCAGAGUCACAUACUCGAAGAAUUUAAAGGAAGAACAUCAGUCCCGGGUGACGCCAAAAAGGGAGACUGCAGUUUAAGGAUAAACAAUGUCCAGAAGGAAGACGGCGAAAUUGAUCUGUACGUAUGGGUCUUUAAACCUGAUGGAAGUCAUGAUGGAUUUGAAUACCAUACCACUAAAAUAAACAUUUUAAAUCCCACACAUCCUAUUAUAACAGCAGACAGUAUUCAGGUGGAUGGAAAGGCUUUCACUGCAAAGUGUAAAUUCCGCACUUCCUGCCCCACACCACCAGAGAUGUUCUGGAAAGGUUUGGAUAAAAUUUCUAAUAAACUGAUCCACACACAGAACAGUGACACGUUAUGGUACACCGAGAUCAUCGGUACGAUCAUCGUAAGUCGCAAGAACCAGGGCGCACAACUCAGCUGCACCGCCAAGCUCAAUAAGCAGGAGUUUCAAAGUACUUCGAUCACGCUCGACGUCUUAUAUGCCCCGACGGAUGUGAGAGUAGAUUUCACAGGAAAGAACACUGUGGUCGAAGGUCAAAGUAUCUUGCUUGUAUGUACCAGCAAUUGCAGGCCUUCACCAACAGACUACGAGUGGGUUGUCAACCAGGACAGCAACACAAAACGCUACAACGGAAGAACUGUUGUCCUGAACAAUGUUACAAGAAACACAUAUGUUUCCUGCAUCGUCAUUAACUCCGUAGGACGCAAUGAAUCAAAGGAGCUACCGCUCACUGUCCACUAUCCUCCAUCCAUCUUGCCGGGGUCGUUUUGCUCCGUGUCGAACAGACUACUAAAGUGUGUGUGUGAAGCUGUGGCCAAGCCAGACGCUGAGAUCUCUUGGACCAUAGAUGGCAGCAGUACACUUUCUCCUGCCUUGAACACCACGACCAUGCUCACUGAUAAUGUGACGGUGUCGGAGUUGACCGGACAGUGGGACGACGGGGGCAAUAUCGCAUGCACAGCAACAAACAUCGCAGGGAGCAAAGUUCACCAAAUAGACAUUGACAAACGGGUUGAUUCAUUAGUGCUGGAGGCUGGGGUUGGAGCAGCCUGUGUGUGUGGCAUGUUAGGAGUUGUGACAGUGAUCAUGAUUUGUAAAAAGAGACGCCGAGCAGAACCACCUACAGACCUCAUCGCUGUUCAGACUGUGAGGUCUGCUAAAAUAAGCCAAAACAAAAGGUUAAGUUUUGAUGAAGACCUGUAUGUGAACGCAGAGCAGUUUGAAAAGAAGUGUAAAGAACAGGUAACGUCACAGGAUGCAGAGUCUUGUAUCUAUGAGAAUUAUGACAAAAGGCCCUGAAUCAAGAGGAAUCGAGAUGGCGACGCAUUCAACGUAAAAGAAAGUUUUGUGCAUUGGUGUGAUGGUCAUUUAAACAUUUCUGCUCUGAUUAAUUAUUAUGUCGCUUUGUAGAAGCCAACAUUCCGUUUUCCUAUUUAAGCUUAGACAAAAAUUUAUCAAGAGUAACUCCUCCUAUGGCUUUCGAGCUAUAUGGACCAAAUUCGGGUAUGUUGUAGACCCUGGUCUGAAGUUUGUUGCUCUUACUUUUCUAAGCGAUCCGAGUACCGGUACUUCCGGUACCGCGUCUCAAAAUGGCCUUUUUCCCCCAUAGACUCCCAUUAUAAAUUUUGGA
Tachysurus fulvidraco (yellow catfish) is the source of this 2084-nucleotide messenger RNA. RefSeq lists its product as uncharacterized. NCBI's taxonomy places the organism in Eukaryota, Metazoa, Chordata, Actinopteri, Siluriformes, Bagridae. The transcript has 9 exons. The record is from RefSeq and is a predicted model, not a curated record. Bases 248 to 1753 code for a protein of 501 amino acids.